AGUGCGAUAGAGAGGGGAGGGGUAGUUUUACAGUGAGAGCUCGCAUAGGAAGAGAGGAGGGGAAAAGGAAGGACAAAAACGACUGGGAGAAGAAAAGAGGGAGCAUAGUGGCCUGUUUGUUUUCUCUUUAUGCUGCUUUGAAUAGCGGUUACACUGUAGAGCGGUUUCUACUGUAGAGCACUUUGAUUUGAAUAUUUCACGGAGCGGAUCUGCGAGCGCUUUGCAUGCUGUUUGAGUUUGAGCAGAGACAGACAGACAGACGGACAGACGGAGCUCAGAGCUGAGCUCUACAGAGAGCAGCACGCACUACUCACUCACAGGGACACGUGUUGAGCGCUUUGUGCCUACUUCACUCUAUUCUACCAGCAGCGGCGGUGAUACCCAACUAAACAGGCUCCGUAAGUUACUUAUACAGUGUUUCUGAAUCCAGGGUGCCGCUAAAUGCAGAGCUGUUUGGUCAGACGGACACAUUAGACACUAGCUGGCAGAUCUUCAGGUGGUGUUUUUAAAUCACGUAGCACUGAGGAGCUCAUCAAACACGGCGAGGAAAACCCAGCAGACGAGUUCAAACCAUUAUUCUGUGGACUAUGGCGGCGGUAACUAGUCCAGAAUCGAGCCCCCAGCCUCGGGUUUACUUCCAAACACCUCCCGGUACCGAAGAAACCGAGACGCCGGUUAGAAAACAAGGACGAGUGACGGUUAAAUACGACCGAAAGGAGCUGAGAAAGAGACUCAAUCUGGAGGAGUGGAUCAUAGACCAGCUAACGGAGCUGUACGACUGCGAGGAGGAGGCCAUUCCUGAGCUGGAGAUUGAUGUUGAUGAGUUAUUGGACAUGCAGAAUGAUGUAGAUCGUGCUGCACGUGUUAAGGAUCUGUUGGUAGACUGUUACAAACCUACUGAAGACUUUGUAUCCGAGUUGCUGGAUAAAAUUCGCGGGAUGCAGAAGCUCAGCACUCCUCAGAAGAAAUAAAGCUCUUCCAGUGCAGCCCCUCCUAAGACACCUCCCCAACUCCUCCUACACCUCCUCUCCCACUGUGGUCAUCCACCUGCCAACAGGUGCUUAACCAACCAUAGGCCUGCAUCUCCAUCUUGCGGGGAGAAGGAGGGGGAGGAGGGAGUGUGGUCAUGGGAGGCUCUAGCCAAUCAGAUUCUUAUAAGCAGGGCUUAUUUUUUUCUUUGUGAACUGUAUGGAAUUUUAUUUUUAUUUUUUUGUAAAAGGGGGAAAGACUUUGUAGUGUUUUUAAGCAUUUGUAGAAAUGCAUUAUGUUUUUACACGUAUAACUAUUUCAGGUGUUAGGAAGUUGUGUUGAAUUUUCUUUUUUUUUUUUCUCUGAUGCAAUACUUUGUAUGUGUCCCUAGUGACCACAUUCACUAUAAGCUUGCUGUUUGGAGUUGACAGUCUAUGCUAUGACCAUUAAUGCGCAAUAGUAAGUUUGGAAGAGAUGUGAAAGAAGCGGCCUUGUCCCUUUUUUUUUAAUGUAUUCCUCCUAUUUCUUUGAUCUUGUAUGUAUCACACAAUGUGCAAGGGCUUUGCUAUAUAGACCUUUUAUUUGUAGUGGAAACAAUGCAGAAAUGGGAGAGGAGAGGGGGUCUGUGGUAAAGUGGGUGUGGAAAAUUGAAGCAGAUUUUUUUCAGUGUAACUGAACUUCCCUUUAGACAUGCAAACAUAUACACAUAUAAGAUAAACACACAUGUUUACACACACACGGGUAUCCCUACCCUCAGGGAUCAGUGAAUACACACCAUUACAUACCACAGUUGUGGUUAUCAGUCCACACACAUGCAAAGCCACCCUUAUGCAAAGAAGUAUAUUUACAUAUAUUUUUAAAAUGUGUGUCAGUUUUGAAAUUGAUAUGUAUGGCUGCUUUUGGCAUAUGCAAGUAUUAAACAUUGUUAAUACUGAGUUAUUCUAAAUGUGCAUCUUUUUCAAAAUAUGCACAUACAUGAAUAUAUUGGCAUAUAUUUCAAUAGAAUAUGUCAUAUGUUUCAACAAACUAGGCAAAUUUAAAUAAAUUGAACCCAUAGUGACAUAUUUUGCACAUACAUGUUUAAUAUGGGAAAAUAUAUGUACAUAUAUUUUUGUUCCAUAUAGGGAGAAACAGUGGAUGAAGUGUAAGUUAGUAGGGUGGAGAUUUAUGGAGAAGAGUUUAAAAACACUGCCAGUUCAUCCUCACACAAUUAAUCCUUUUAAGUAAUUCUGUGAAAUCAUCUUCACCAAAAAGCCAUCUGCGCCCUCCCUCACAGCCAAUCAAAUACAACAGAGGGCUAAUGGGGCUCAUUUGCAUAUUCUGUGAUUUUGCAUUCACAUAUUUUACACAUUUAUUACAUUCACAUUUUACAAUCUGUCUGUGUGUGUUAGUCGACUGAAGAUGCUUCACAUACACCAUUACCCAUUAACAUAAAUAAAGUCCCAUACAUAAAUGAGCACCAGAAGGCAGGGCUGGACAAUAUGGCAGAAAUACUAGAAGAGACAUUUUCAUGAUGCCUUCAAAUGCGUCACAAUAUUUUGUUUAUCUAGGGCUUGAAAAGUUGGAAAAGGCAUGAUGCACCAACGGUACUACAUUCAGAUCUGCACUAUGAAUGUUUUGUUAAAAUUGAAAGCAGUAGCAUUAUUGAGGCUAAAAUAUAUUGCCCAUGUGUUGCUGUGAGUCACUCUGCAAAGCAAGGAAUCAUGUCAUUUAUCUCUAUGUAUUAACGUCACCCAUACAGUCUCAAAAGGAGGCUCAAUGUUUAGGUUUCAGAUGCAAAGUCAACAGUAUACUGAUGAAUAUCUGAUGACAUAGUAGAUAAUCACAACCUACAUUGUUGGAGAAAUGUCCUUCACCAAUUUUUGCCUGAGCUACUCAGUCAAUUACUCAUUCAACAUGUUUACAAGCGUCAGAUUCAUCCCCUAGUGGAACGGUCCACAGCUGAUGUUGCGAAAUGUUCUUCCACGUGUGUGCAAUUACACAUUUCCACCAGAGAGAUCUCCAAAUCCCCCACAUUUACAGCUUUAAACCUGAUAUUAAAACUGCAAAAAUAAUAUUCUCACAUUGUCAGGUGUCAAAUCCCCUGACAGUCAAGCUAAACCAGCUGUGCCACUUGGAACAUGCAGUUGUUCAGUUUUACUGCUGAUAUCCACAAUAUACACAGAAAACCUUAUCAUGGUGUAAUUUAUCAUGACAACAAACUCAUAUUGGCCACCCCUACUGAAAAAGUCCAACAUGCUGUCUAGUAGUGAUGACAGAUGAUUGUAGUGAUUACAGGCUGAUCUGGAGUCAGAUACAGCGCAAGAAGAACAAGACAGUCGGUCACUUCAACCACACAGCUCCUCUAUCUUUCCUUCUCUCCCUCUCAUUGUUAAUCCCACUUGCUCUUUCUCUUCUUUAGGGCCCCAAUAGUCUCCCUCCUCCUACAGUUUCUCCCUCUUUACAGCACUCUUCCAGAAAGAAUCACUCCCUUUUCCCCCUUUUUUAUAUCAGAUGUUGCCUUAGGUCAUAUACGUGUUACACAAACCAAAUAAAUUGAGGCAUUCAUUUUGAAGAGCAUAUAAAAAUGUAAAAACGGAAACCUUUGAGCUUCAGGAUUUCAAGCAUCCUUGUUGUACUUUCUUAGUUUCUUUUCAAUUAUCCUGUUUUCUAGAAAAUAAAGUUGACUAGACUUAACAGACCAAUUUUCUAGAUGCAGAUUUUUAUUACUGUGUACUGUACCUGACAGUGCUGUUGAUUUCUCUCCUUUUUCUUACAAAAGCAUGACAGAAAAAUAUACAAUUAACUGAAUUUCAUAAGAAGACACAGGAUGUAUUAGAAAACUUAGGCACCUGAUAUUAGUCUGUGGUCGAAUGUCAUCUUUGGAAAAAGAAUUAUAAGAAGAUGUAGCAAUACUAAAUGUCCUGUUCUCCCAGUUUUGUUACACUUUUAUGCAACUUUAAUAAAAACAUCUUAAAUACCA
This is a messenger RNA of Pygocentrus nattereri (red-bellied piranha), 3931 nucleotides long. RefSeq names its product protein phosphatase 1, regulatory (inhibitor) subunit 14Bb (gene ppp1r14bb). Bases 588 to 971 code for a protein of 127 amino acids. Gene Ontology annotation, cellular component: cytoplasm. The transcript has 4 exons. The record is from RefSeq and is a predicted model, not a curated record. Gene Ontology annotation, molecular function: protein serine/threonine phosphatase inhibitor activity. Lineage: Eukaryota; Metazoa; Chordata; Actinopteri; Characiformes; Serrasalmidae. Gene Ontology annotation, biological process: innate immune response; regulation of phosphorylation.